Molecule: messenger RNA, 2236 nt
Organism: Portunus trituberculatus (swimming crab)
Lineage: Eukaryota; Metazoa; Arthropoda; Malacostraca; Decapoda; Portunidae
Source: RefSeq, a predicted model, not a curated record
AAUAAAAAUGGCAAACCUAACAAGAUGAAAAGGUCCACAAUUAAGUGGAAGAAAUUGUUGAAGGGCAGCGUGGCACUCUGAGAGGAAGGAUGAUGGAGCUGCAAUUACAUGUUACAAGAAGGACCUUACUUGUGGUAGUGGUGGUGAUGGUGAGCAGCCUGCUGGGGAAUGGCCUUGGUGAUCUACAGGUCUCCUCUGACUCAAAGUACUGCACACAGCAUCCAACCUUCCUUUACUGUGACUUCCUGGGAACACAAGAGCUGGUGGUAAUGGAGUCCCUGGGCAAGCGUGGAGAGCAGAUGGUGAGCACAGUGUACAUACACAAUGCUGGACAAGUUUUGGUGGCAAGUGACAUCUGUAUCAGCCUUGUGGCUUUCAGUGUCACCAACAUAACCUUUAGUGGCAUUCCUGAAACCUGUAAUCCCAACCAACACUUCUCCUUCAAGCUGGUGGACUCCAAUGCAAACCUGGCACCUCCGUAUAUCUCCCAGCUUGAUAUGCAGAGGUCAACAACCCAACAGGUCAGCAUUGACAGGGAUGUGAAGUCUUUCUCAGCAACCAACUCUGUCAUAGGUCACCUGAAAGUUUCUAAACCUGUAAAGGCACUCAACAUCAAGGUGGAAAACUCACUCAUUGACAACAUUGAAAAGCUGCAUUUAGAAAGCAAAUCACAACUGGUGCUCUACAAUGUAACUGUAAACAAAAUUACACAAUCAAGCAUAUAUCUCAAGGAAUCAUCCAUGAACAUAUGGACAGGCACCAUCAAAACUUCACUAGAAAAAGCUGUAAUCUUGGGUCCUGGAGCCUCCGUAAGCCUGAAAGAUACAGAUGGCAAAGUAUCACUAGCUGGCCCACAAGAGGUAGCAUCUAUGCCUACUCCAGCACCACCACGCAAGAACACAGACCACCAGGAAUACCCCCACCCACCUCAAACUGCACCACAGCAGACUCCAUGUAAUCAGUCUGUUCUGGUGUGGGCAUUUCCAACAGUUCUGGCAGCAGUAGAGGCCAUUAUAAUUCUCAUAAACUGUACCAAUUGGUUUCCGUCUCUCAAGAGAAGGAGAUUGCCCCAGGGAUUGGAGGAAGGGAACCUGAGAAUGAUGAGACAAACAGAGGUUGUGAGUGGCUCUUCCCAUUCCACAUGGCACUACAACACAGAAGUUCCUCUUAUGGCUGUAAAUAGACGACAGAACACAGAGUAUAAAUAUAAGUAACUAGAUAAAAGUAAGAAAGGGUUGUAUUGAUAUGAAUUUCAAGUUUUCAAGUUUCUGCCAAGUCAAUAAAGCAUCACUCAAGGUAGUGUGCAGCAAGAAAAUAACUAAGACAUGUUGUAGUAAAUUGCAUAUCAGAAAUUCUUUAACUUGGAAAACAUGAUGAUAGAAUGAAUGUAGAAAAUACCAAUACUCUUUACACCAUGAAGAACAAAAAAGUAUGAACAAUUAGAUUCAAAUGAGUUUCUUGAUUUUUCUGCCUAUAUAUCAAUAACCUUGGUGUACAACAUAUGAUAGCAGAAUGUACAAAUAUAAAUGCAUUUUAUACUUUGUUUUUGCUUACACAUAAGAUCUUGAGAAAAAAAGAAAAAUACAAUGAAUCAAGGUAUCCUAGUUAUAGCCUACAUCCAAAGAUCCUGCCAUUAUUUUCAUAAUAUGAAGUUUGUUAAACUAGAUAUAAGAACAACAUUUUCACCAAGUAGGAAAGUUAAGUGACAGUAUAUUCAUUAGGUUUUGGUAUAUUAUAUUUACAACACUCUGUAUGUACACACAAAAGGUAAUUAUUUAACAAAAAAUUUCCUCAUGAAAAAUUACAAAUCCAUCAUUAAUAUAAAUUACAAACUCAUCAUUAAUAUAAUGUGUGAAUAAAGUUGACUUAAAAUAUUGGAUUGGAAAUUCAUUCUUGUUUGAAACAGCUUGAAGUAGCAUGCUAUGAACUAUCACCGAGAAUACACAUCUCUGGUGAUGAACAAUGGACACACCUCAGCCAAAAUUCUGCUGCUACAAAUUUAAGUUUCUGAUCAAACACCUUAGAUAAUGUCACACUCACAAGCUGUUACUCUUCCAUUCAGCUAGCAGAAUGGGAGGAGAGAAGACACUUGUCAAGGUCAUACUUGAAGAAAUGGAAAAAUAGCUUUAGUUUUCACAUUCCUACAUCUGGAUGUUGCCAACUAUUCAGAUCUAUGCAUGAAAGUGAAGGUGUCAUGCAAUGAACAAUAAAUGCACAAGUAAAGAUUAGACAAGAA